This is a messenger RNA of Carassius auratus (goldfish), 828 nucleotides long. RefSeq names its product protein TsetseEP-like. Bases 152 to 604 code for a protein of 150 amino acids. Gene Ontology annotation, biological process: positive regulation of DNA-templated transcription. Gene Ontology annotation, cellular component: nucleus. The transcript has 5 exons. The record is from RefSeq and is a predicted model, not a curated record. Lineage: Eukaryota; Metazoa; Chordata; Actinopteri; Cypriniformes; Cyprinidae.
UGUGUGCUUCUGUCCGUGUGUCUCUCCAGCCGACAGACCUCUGGCUCCAGACCUUUUUUGAGGAACAGAACACAGACAGAAGGACAGAAGGAGGACAAACACACUGAAGCUGAACACAGAACAAGAUCUGAACUCACCAACUCACAGUGUGAUGUCCGCAGGUCCACAGCACUCCAGCGUUGAGCUGCAGAGGAGACGAGAACAUGCAUCAUAUCAGAUCUUCCCGGAGCCUUCGGAGCAGCCGGAGCCGGAGCUGGAGCCGGAGCCGGAGCCGGAGCCGGAGCCGGAGCCGGAGCCGGAGCCGGAGCCGGAGCCGGUGAAAGAGCGUCUGCCGUCCAUCGUGGUGGAGCCGUCGGAGGAGAGCGGAGGUCUGCAGUGGCCUCCUCUUCACACACAGACCUCCAUCAAUGAGGAAGAGGAGGAAGACCCUUUCCAGGACCACUGUGAGCCCAUCAGCGCCGCUCAGGAGGAGCAGACCAAAGCGGACGGAGCUCCUCGGUUCAAGCGUGCAUCGAUCCCUGGCGUUCAGAUCGACUGCAGCAGACUGACUCCGCCCCCCUCACCGACGUCAUCACACUCGGCCCCGCCCCGUUUUCUAAGCUGAGCGACAGACAGCACAGCUCACUGUACUUACUGAAGCAUUAGAAUUAAAGUGUUUUUUCUGUUUAUAGGUUUUACCUUGAAAUAUCAAUCUGAUGGCAAAAUGAUGCGAAAUUAAAAAUUGAUGAUUACACGUGUAAUUACAACACUGGUGUAGUUACCAUAGUGAGAUGUACUGAUCUAACAGUAGGGGGCUCCAAAGUCGCAAAAAUAAAAUAAAUACAUACA